Molecule: messenger RNA, 2955 nt
Organism: Marasmius oreades (fairy-ring Marasmius)
Lineage: Eukaryota; Fungi; Basidiomycota; Agaricomycetes; Agaricales; Marasmiaceae
Exons: 4
Coding region: 57-2204 (715 amino acids)
Source: RefSeq, a predicted model, not a curated record
CGGAAUCUUUCUCUAAGACUUCGUCCAUGUAAAACAGGUUUCCUUCUCAUACCACCAUGUCCCAGUCCAUUUUAGCUUCAAAUCAAAGCCAUAACAUACCUUUAUUCAGUAUCUCUCAAGCAGUCUCCAAUUUACAAUCUACUGCGAAUUCCUUUCACGCCUCAGACAAUGCACAUGCUUCAACAUCAGGGACCGCGUUUAGAGCCCCUGCCCACAAGCAUGCUCAUCAUCUUCAUUCAAUACCCCCUAGAGAAAAGAGUACUAGAACACUUAUUAUUGAUCAUAUGCUUUGGGUUCACGGAAGGACUCGAUUUGCACAGGCAAGAGCUGAGUUGGGCAUGACGGAUCGUACUGGUGGUCCUUCUUCAUCCAAUUAUCAGCAUCGGUAUCGACCGGAGAAUUACGAGGAAGAAGACGAGAUUGCCAGCGACGGAGAGGAUGUUGAAGUGCUGAAGGCUCGGAGCUCACCUCACGACGAAGAUGAAGAGACUAGACUCAGGAGACAGGAUCUACCGUUAGCUAGGAAUCUACGGUUGCGUGCCGAAGGACUAGAGAAGGUCGUAACAUCUAUGCUCGUCCAGUUACCACCAGUCAACCCAAUAAUCGAUGAUGACCUCGACGAUCCUCCUACAUCCCCCAACGCAGUGUCAAGUGCUUCAAGCUCUCGACCGCAGCACCAGCAUACCCUCCCCAACGGGGUUCGAUUGAGACUUGCAUUAGCUACGGUCAUAAAUGAUCUAUUUUCCCGGCAAACACCCCCGCAGCCUUAUAGACAUAAAGCAAGUUCCCCGUCCACCAGUCGUGAAACACCCAACGAGGAAACCACAUCCGAGGAAGCUGGACCUUCAUCGUCUUUCCUUCCUCCUGCUCUCUCCUUGUUAUCUCCUGUAUCAGCAUAUUCACGUUCGCAUCCGCAUCAUGAUUUCUCCCUUGCCAGGGAUUAUGUUCAGUCACAACACACCCCUUCCUCCUCUCGUACGGAGCGUCCUUCGAAGCCAAACGCUCGAGUACGAGCAUUUUACCAAUCGGGCGCUGAUCCCGACACAGCCAACUCGCCGCCUGGCUUACGCUGUCCUAGACACCUUCACACCAGCUGCGAGAUCUGCGUAGAAGCUAAAUCUAAUCUGCGUCCACUUUCGGUCAGUGGACAUAAACAACCGAACCCGGGUUCAAUGGGUCCACCCGGUACGAGUUUCGUCAACGGAACUGGUUCGACAUGGAAUUCAUGGAAAGGUACACCGAUCGGAAUUGCACCGGAUGGAGGAGGGGUAUCUGGAUGGCAAGAUGGUGGCGGGAUCGGGUCUGGGUUGUUGAAGCCGGGAAUUCACGGAACUGUGUUGAGGAGAAAGUCUAGGGAUGGUGGCAUUCCCAAUGAAGGCAACAGUUCAAAUGGAAGAGGGAUUACGAAGCUGUCGGAGUUGAUACCGAGGUUUUUGAGGUUGUCUGCAUUGGUAGCUGCGGAGCUUGGGAGGGAAGUGAGAGAAGCGAGAGAGGUCGAGGGUGCGUUGGUUGAUUCGGGGGAGUCGAGUGAUUCAGAAGAUGAAGGGGACGGAGGUGGUGGCGAUGGAGAAGGUGGGGUUGACGGUGCGACCAGUGACGCACGUGCGGAGGGUUCACGUUCGGCAUCGCGUGCUCAACUGCAUAAUCGAUCUUAUCUUCACGCCUUACGGCCAUCGAGGGAGUGGUAUCUGCUACUCGCGGGACUACUCACACGUGCUGCAUUGCAGGGUUACUUGAGUGCCGGAUGGAGGGGGACAGAUGCUGUGGAAUGUUUGAUGACUAUAGGCCUGGGAAUACGGCCAGAUACUGGUGUGGAAGACCCGGAUGCGGAGUGGGAGGGGUUUGAACCCGACGAGCUGCCGAACUUGAUUGAUUCUGUCAGGAUGUUGUUUCCUACCGGGAUGUCGAAAACGCAUGCAGCGGAGGAAUAUGAAGCCGAGAUGAAUGAGAGGUUACGGAAGUUCAUCGACAUUCCGCUUUCAACACCCGAUCUAUCGACACACAUGGAAGACCUGGCGUGGCAGUAUCCUGCUGAGGCUAUAGAACGAGCCGCUGUCAGAUUCUGUGAAGCAAUGGCCAAAUGGCGUGGAACGCCCGAAUUGGAAACGGUAAGCAUCCAGGAAUUUUCCGUUUACAUCUGUUCAUACCUCCUUCGUUAUUCACGGGAAGUACAAAAAGAAGCCAUCGAACAGAAAACCACCUGAACCAACCUCUGAUGAACUUACCAUGACUAUCGAAUCCCUUGUGCAUUCAAACCCUUCUUCCCCGUCUGGACCACAUCUGGUACAAAGGACACAUCACCACAAACGGAAGCCGAUAAUCGAGCUUUACUUCCUGCAACCGACAGAUGCAAACCAUCACUUGAGCUCGCCAUUACAACCUCCGUCAACCGGGUAUCCCCAGCCCCCACCUCAAUUCCUUUCCCCCAGUAGUGUUGACCAUACUUCCUCUGUCCCGACCAGCAUACAAUCGCUGCAGAAUAUACCUUCGGGGAUGACGCCAGCCAUGUUAAUGGGCACCAGGCCCUCAACGUGGGAUUGGACUGAGAGUUCUAGUACCCGUGGGAGCACCAAAAGACCGCACGUUGAGGAGGAUUUAGGGAAUUCUUCCAAGAGGUACCGUGGGUCGUGAAACUCGGAGGUUUAUUCGUCUUCGUUCGUUGUUCCCUCCAGCCCCUACGUUGUCGUUUAUUCGUUCUUGUUGUCGCUGUUCUUGUCAUGUUUUUGCGUUUCAAUGUUUCCGGACGUUGGUUAUUGGAUUUAACUUCAAAAAUAAAAAUGUAUCAUAGCAUUCAUCCCACUCCAUCCAUCACCCUCUAUAUAUAUCGAUUACCAGUAGCCACGAAUUCUGACGAUUAUUCUUACUAGUUCACUUAUUUGUGUUAUUUUCUGCAUGAUGUAUCUUGUUGACCGUAUUUCGGGUAUAAUUUACCUCUGCUUGAGGCCUUUACUAGUA